This is a messenger RNA of Prionailurus viverrinus (fishing cat), 403 nucleotides long. RefSeq names its product atherin-like. The record is from RefSeq and is a predicted model, not a curated record. The transcript has 2 exons. Bases 29 to 340 code for a protein of 103 amino acids. Lineage: Eukaryota; Metazoa; Chordata; Mammalia; Carnivora; Felidae.
CGGGGUUACUCUACCCAGGGAAGGAGGGAUGAGGGUAUCGCCUUCAUCCCUUGGGGAAGGGCCUCGGGACUCCCAACCCAAAAACAGCACCGCCGAAAAUCCAAAUCCCUUCCUUGCCUCUCCGAAUCAUGGGCCAGCUGCCGGAGCCCAGAACCCCACCCACGGUCUCCCAGCAGGGUCUGAGACACCCAGACCACCGCCACGGCAGCCCCGCGCUCAAGCCCAGAUUCGCCCUCCGCCCCCUUCCUCUUUCGCCCAGCCCAGCCCAGCCUCCGGCGCCGCCCCCACCGAGUUCCCCAGCUUCAUGAAGGACAUUUCAAGCAUUGCAGAGCUUCUCUAAAGGCUACACCUAGAAUGCUAUUGACAUUGCCUUUCAACAAGGAAGAAAAUCUUCCAUAUGGUC